AGAGUCGCCCACUCUCGGCUCUUCUUUACUGCCGCUGGCCUGGAGCCCCCGUCUGUGGAGUCAGCCCAGCCCUGCCCUGCCUGCGCCCCGGUCCCCGCUCUGGAGGCAGCCGCUGGGCUGUUGCUGGGGCUCCAGCCCCUCCCGUCGGGGGCAGGAUUGAACGACUUGGGAAGGGAGGGGACUCGUCUCCGCCAGCCGGAUCCGCAAGCGCGCCGCGCAAGCUCUCCGCACCCGGGGGCUCGGAUCGCCAGGCGGGAGCGGCGCCGGGGCCAGGCUCUGGGGGCUGCGGGACCCGGCCCCGGAUAAUGACCCAUCUGCAGCCGCUCAGCCGCCGUCAGUCAGAGCGCAGAGCUCCGGGCUUUCAGGUCCUUUGCCAUGUUUGCCCGGACGGCGCUUCAGCUCGCCCUGUGGCUGCAAGUAGCGCUGGCGCAGAGCCUACCUAGGAAAGGUCUCCAGCCCUUCAUUCCAGACUCAGAGGGGGACCUCCUCUUCCUGCUGGACAGCUCUGGCAGCGUCUCCUACUACGAGUUCUCUAGGGUCAAGGAGUUCAUCAGAGGCCUCCUGCGACCCUUCACCUUUGGCCCCAGCGACGUCCAGACCAGCAUCAUCCACAUUAGCACUGUGCCCACCAUAGAGUUCCCCUUCGACCGGUACUUGUCCACCGGGGCAGUGCAACAGGCCAUCCGGGACACGCAGCAGCUGAUGGGGGACACCAACACGGGCAAAGCCCUCUCCUUCGCCAAGGAGAAGUUCUUCACGGAUGAAGCUGGCGCCCGGGCGGAGGUGCCCAAGGUGCUGGUGUGGGUGACGGAUGGCUUCUCUACUGAUGACAUCUCCCAGCCCAUGCAGCUGCUGAAGGACAUGGAGGUCACGGUCUUCAUUGUCAGCACUGGGCGAGGGAACUACCUGGAGCUUUCGGCAGCUGCCAGCCAGCCUCCAGAGAAGCACUUGUACUUUGUGGAUGUGGAUGACCUGCCCAUCAUCACCAAGGAGCUGAGGGAUGCCAUCAUAGAUGUUAUCCGAGCCAAGCGGCUCCGUGCCGUGGAGAUCACCUCCAGCAGCUUCCGUCUGACAUGGCCUAGGCUCCUCUCCAGCGACACUGGCUACUACGUGGUGGAGUACGCCCCUACGGACGACCCAAGGAGAAAGCUGGUGAAGCAAGUAUCCGGGGAUCACAUUGGCCUCUUCCUGAGCGAUCUCUUGCCAGACACCACCUAUGAGGUCGUGCUCGUUCCAGAGUCCAACGAGCACUAUAUCCCUCCGCAAACCACCAGGGUCACCACGCUGGAAGAGGAAAUCAGCCCAACUCGGGUUCUCAUCUCGGAGUCCAAGCCGCACAGCUUCCGCGUCAGCUGGGCUCCCACGCUGGACAGCGUGGGGAGUUACCAGGUCCUGUACGGUCCGCUGCCUGGCAAUUCAGCUAAGCUGCUGGAAGUGGACAGGGCGCACAACAGCACUGUAGUGGAGAACCUGGCCCCCAACACCACCUACUUGGUGACGGUGGCAGCCAUCUAUAAAUCGGGGAAAGAGAAAGCCCUGUCGGCCAAAGCUUGCACACAGGAAGAGAGCUCCAAGGUGAGACACCUGCGCUUCGAGGACAUGGGCCCCAACACCCUGAAGGCCUCUUGGGACUCAGCCGAUGGGCCAGUCCUCGGUUACCGGGUGAGGUGCCGGCGGCAGACGGGCCCCUCGUCGCUCCUCAGCGUCUCACCGCAGAUCCACAGUGUGCUCCUGACGGACCUGGCCUCGGGCACUGCCAACAAAGUGUGUGUGAAGCCCGUGUACAGGAACCAGCUGGGGAAGGGGCUAUGCCGCGUGGUGCACAUGCAGCAUGCGACAGCCACACAAGGAUACAAGCACAGAAGGAGAGCGUGAGGGACACUGGACUGAGCUGUUCCCCUACAGAGCGAGGGGAAAGGAUUGGACAAGGAUGAAUGGGGGGGACCUCACAGAUCAGCUCCCAUCCUGCAUUACCCCUGGAGAUGUGUGGUUCCCCCUAGCUGUUGUCAAGCCCACAGGCUCCUGAGACUGUAAAGUGCGACCCCCAGCUUAUCACAUGGCUUGGCUGGCUGGAGCAAGCAGACGGGCUGAUGGAUCCCAGUCAUGCAAUGGAUGCAGGUUAAAAAUUGUGCUAGUCUCUGCAUUACCCUUUCGUAUGUUCCUACACCUGAAAAAUUAGUGACGAAAAGACAAAGUGGGAAAUCUGAACCAUCAUUUGCUUCCUGUUUUUUAUUCAUUUUCUGUCAUGUUUUGGUUUUUGCAGAGUAUAAGUGGCCUUGCACUGAUCACAAGUGGCUGGGAGCCAAAUUGGUCCCUGGUGUAUAACUCCACUGAAGCUGUUGGAGUUAGACUAGGGGUGAAUUGUGCCCAGUGAGAUCAGUGGGUUUGGGAAGCAGAUCUAGGUCUUGUGACAGGGAAUAGGGUCGGACUGCAAAGAAUAGAUUCACCUAAUGAAUAGCACCUUCCAUCCAAACAUGUUCAGCGAGCAUCCCAACGGUGCUCCGGUCAUCCGUCUCUGAAAUGCAGCCACCUCUGAUGUGGAAGGACAGAGCCUUUAAAGGAGCUUAGAAUAUGCAGGGACAAUCCAGCUAGAAGGAACAUUUGGGGAAAGGAGAGAAGAGGGGAUGUGAGACCCCAUCUGGAGUUUGGCCAGGACACGGUGGUUAACUCCCUGACUCUUCUAAAGCGUCCCGGGUUAUUUAAUAACCACAGCCAGUCCAGACCUUGAUUUAUGUCUCUCUCCGAAGACUGGUAGUCUUUGCAUGAUUAACUCCCAGGAAUGGAGCAGCAGGGUUGUUCCAGGUCAAGGUUGACAUGCAUUGGCAGAACUGUGUGAAGGAAGCGCAUACAGGGCUUGCUCCAUCAACACUGCUUCAGGCUCUCACUUCCAUGGAUACUAAAUUCCGCCCCCCAUCUGCUCAGAAAUGAGGAUUUCAGGAAAUCUUGCUCUUCCUCCCACCCCCCCCAACCAAAACAGGUACCAGAUUAUAUCCUUUUCGGGCAGGAUCAGAAGCAGCAUGUCGUGGACACAGAAAGGCCAGCUGAGGUGCGCACGUGCGCGCACGCACGCACACACACCCACACCAUAGUUGGUGCUAGUUUAGCCCAGCAGCUGGAAGAUCCAGGACGACCUAGAUCAGGGAGAUUAAUUUACUCUCAUGCCCCUAGACGUGUCCCAUUUGAAUGCGUUUGAGUCCCAUCAGCAGGGCCAUAUAGGGGAAGCUCGCACUGCCGCUACCUGUUCGCGGUCUUACCCCACCACUAUAGUCACAUCAAAAACUUUUUCAAAUACCUUCUGCCCUGUCUCAAAUCCUGUGCUGCAUGUAAAAGGAGAUUGCUGUGGGAGGAACACCGCUUAGCUGUUUUCUCGCCCUCCAGGUUUGGUCCUGCUGCCUUUUCGAGAUGGGAAGAUGUGUAGGGGGAAGUGAGGCUGCUGAUCAUUUUAGUACCUAGUGAAAAUGCCAUUUUGGAUUUGCAGUUCCACCCGCCGGGGCGUAGGGUGUGAAGGAGAUGUACAUACUUCUCUGUGCCUGAGGGCGCAGCGCCAAUGUGCAUGCAUUCCCCUAGAAACGCUAGCACUGUUUGGUCUUCAUUGCUUAUUUAACCUGCAUGUGAAGCAUUUUAAUAGCUGUCCUGUAUGUCUGGGAAGCCAUGUGAUAGAUCCUGCAAGCCCUUCAGGGGCCUGAUUCUGACUUUGGAGUCAGUGGGAGUUUUGCCAUUGACUUGAUUAGACCCGAUGUGUUGAACUCCAACUGGGUGGCUUACAUGGGGCAGAGACCUUGGGCGCGCCCUUUGCACAGAGGUGACUGUCACCCAUUGACUCCAGCAGGGGAUCUUACAGGGCCUGUGUUCUCCUUUGGCAGGUGCGUGUGUCAUUGACUAACAUUGAGGUUACACCUGCAUCAAGGGGAAGAUACAAUCCCGAAUCUUUUAUGCAGUAAAAUAUAAAAGCAUCUUGUUCGUUCUUGCUGUAAGAUGGAGAUCAUUUAAUUUUGUGCAACUCCCUGGCAUAACUUACUAUGCGUUAACAUUGCCUUCCCUCUAUUGUAAUGCAUUCUUUUGAAGACAAUAAAUUAAAUAUACAAGA
Dermochelys coriacea (leatherback sea turtle) is the source of this 4087-nucleotide messenger RNA. It is a transcript of the gene VWA1, whose product is annotated as von Willebrand factor A domain containing 1. The transcript is spliced from 6 exons. Gene Ontology annotation, molecular function: protein binding. Bases 376 to 1875 code for a protein of 499 amino acids. NCBI's taxonomy places the organism in Eukaryota, Metazoa, Chordata, Testudines, Dermochelyidae. The record is from RefSeq and is a predicted model, not a curated record.